UUGUCCUCUCGCUGCACGCACCAGCCGCAGCCGCCUCACUUCUGGUCCCGCGGUUGCAACUCCAGCCGCAGGCGUCGCGCCGCCCUCGUCUUCUCAGCCGCUCGCUUCGUGGGUCGGUCCCUCCGGCACACGGGCUCCUGCCGCGCCGCAGCUGUCUUCAGAGCCUUUAGGCCUCCCUGGUUUUCUCGCCCGGCCCGACUCAGCCCGCGAAGAUGGUGGACCGCGAGCAACUGGUGCAGAAAGCCCGGCUGGCCGAGCAGGCGGAGCGCUACGACGACAUGGCCGCGGCCAUGAAGAACGUAACAGAGCUGAAUGAGCCACUGUCCAAUGAAGAAAGAAACCUUCUGUCUGUGGCCUACAAGAACGUAGUUGGGGCACGCCGUUCUUCCUGGAGGGUCAUUAGUAGCAUUGAGCAGAAGACUUCUGCAGACGGUAAUGAGAAGAAGAUAGAGAUGGUCCGAGCUUACCGUGAGAAAAUAGAGAAGGAGUUGGAAGCAGUGUGUCAGGAUGUGCUGAGCCUGCUGGAUAACUACCUGAUCAAGAAUUGCAGUGAGACCCAGUAUGAAAGCAAAGUGUUUUAUCUGAAGAUGAAAGGGGACUAUUACCGCUACCUGGCAGAAGUGGCCACUGGCGAGAAAAGGGCGACUGUCGUGGAAUCGUCCGAGAAGGCCUAUAGCGAAGCCCAUGAGAUCAGCAAGGAGCACAUGCAGCCUACUCACCCCAUUAGGUUGGGCCUGGCUCUUAACUACUCCGUUUUCUACUACGAGAUCCAGAAUGCCCCAGAGCAAGCGUGCCACUUGGCCAAGACCGCCUUUGACGAUGCCAUUGCCGAGCUCGACACUCUCAAUGAGGACUCCUACAAGGACUCCACUCUCAUCAUGCAGCUCCUCCGCGACAACCUAACGCUCUGGACAAGCGAUCAGCAAGACGACGAUGGUGGAGAAGGCAACAAUUAAGGCCCCCCGCAGGUGGACUGGCAGCGCACGCUGAUGCUACUACUGCAGUCUUUAUUUUUUUCCCAUGAGUUUGGGGGUCGGGUGGGGGAGGGAAAGGGAGGGACGACCUUCCUAGGGAGAAACCCACGACCUGUUCUGUCUUUGAUUGCCUCUUUGACAUUUUGCCAAAAUACCACUAGUGGAAAGUCAGGCUAGCUGUGCUGGUGUUGGAAUAGCAGCCUCACGCCGGCAUAUGGACUGUUCCGUAGAUUAAUGCAAGUGGAGCUGUCUGUCUUUAAUUUAACUUAUUGCUAGAUAAUAGGAUCUUGAGAUGAAAAGAAAACUUCAGUGGAAUGGCCCUCAUUCAGUAAGUUCUGUGGUUCCAGUAAGGAUUGUUAUGUACAUAUGUUCGUGUCUUAAUUUCUAUCUCAUCUGUUUUAGCUGUGCAUUUUUUUUUCAGGGUGUAAUCUACCAGACGUGGAAUAGUUUAAAUCCCAAACUUGACAGACUCGGAACAUAAGGUAUAAUUUAUCCUUAUGGUUUAGGCCCUGCUAGUUUCCUGAAGUUUCUGAUUAGCUGACAGUAUUAACACUAAAUUGCAGUUUACAGUAUUUCUACAUUACAGCCAUAUGUAACAUCAAGCCAUUGACUGUAUUUUUCUUUGCUAGUUAUUUUGGCUUCACACCCCUUUUCAGCCUUAUCCAGGUUCUCUUUCUCUGUCUCUCCUGGGCCAGAGGCUUGCCUGAGGAGCAUCAAAGCUACUUUAGGUUUUGAUUAAUAGGUGCUUGGCGGGUAGCUGUGGGGUUUUUGUCUUCUUUCCUCUUGACUUAGAUCCACCACAAAAAUCAUUAACCACUUUAAUAGAAACAUUAAACACCACAAAAACGGAGAAAAUUCAGGUCUGUAUGUCAUUUAUUGUAUUGGUAUUUUCAGAGAAGUCCUGAUUCGUAAACUGCCACAGCUCCUUCCUCAGGGAUCACGCUGCCGCGUCACUCUUCACUUGAGUCUUCCCCGCUGCACCUCAUCCUGGCGCCACUCGGUUGAGAAGCUGUUGGGCUGUAGAAGCUGGGUGGUCGUUUUGAGGAAGUCCGUGGUGCAGUGUGUGAAAAUUCAGGCGCCAGAAGCCGACUGGCCCAACAACCUGAAAGGAAGAGCUUCAUCCAUAGACGUUCUGUCCGAUCUGGGAGCCUUGCGUGUCGGCUUUUCCUCCCUGAAAACUUUUCCAAUUAAAAUCAUUAUCAGAUAGUAAAUAUGAAUACUUCUAUUUGACCAAAACUUUUUCUAUAUAGGUUUUUCUCUUUAAAAAAUGCAUAGAUGUCAGAGAUUAAUUUCUUGUGCAGUUACUGCACGUGUUAAAAUUGAAGGAAACUACAUUGCUAGUUUCACAAAUCUGUCCUCAUUUAGCCUUAGUCCUUCAUUCUCGUUUUGGAUAACUCUGUCCGAAAACAUGACCCAUUGCAUGUGUGGUCAGCCUUUUUUAUAAGGUCAGUUACGGUGUGAACUCCUAAGACAGGUAACAACACCAGGCUUGUUUGUCUUGUUUAGGCAAGGAGAAGUGUAAGUGAUGAUUGAGGAAAACUGACGCUUGCUUUUUACUAAUAUCAAAAUUGAGCUUACAGUUACAAAAAGGUUACAGUUACAGGAUCCAGGUUACAGUGAAGAUAGAAUGGUAAUGAUACUCUCUAACAUUGCACAGUUUACCCAGCAUGACUUUCCUUAGAAGGUCCCCUUCCUGUGCCAGAGUGGAAGUCCCAGUUAACCAGACCCAGCCAGCAGAACCCACAGAAGAAAACUUCACAGCCCUUCUGCCGUUCCAGGGCCCCAAAGUCAGCGCCGUGGCAGGGGGAAGAUUGCGGGGUGGGGGGGCCUUUCCUUGAUUUAUCUUCUUGUCCAGUGAGCAGUGUUGUGUCCUUGUAGCGUUUGUAAAUGAUUUACUGGAAUUACAAAACCUAUAUAUUUUUUUGAAAUUUCAGCUUUGGCUCUGGCUGCUUUUUAGAAUAAUGCAAGAUAAAAUCAUACCUGAGGGCUAAAAAUGAAGAGGGAAUGGUAGACUUGAUAUUUAAGCAGCUUGAAUGGUUCCUUUUCUUUUCUUUAUUUUUAAAGAAAUGCACUUGCCUAUGAUACUGUCUCUCUGGUGAAAUGAUUACUCCUCCAUUACUCUAUUGAUACAAUAUUGUGCAUGCUAGUGUUGUAUUUCUAUACAGUAGCUUGAAAUUUAUUAACUUAUACUGUAGGUGUUAUGUAUUCCUAUGGCAAAAAAAUCAAGUCUUCAAAUUUUUUAAAGUUUUUUUUUUAAUUUAAUUUUUCCUUUUGGGGGUAAAGUUUGCUCUACCAAAUAGUGAUUGUAACAAAUUGAUCUGUUUUGGAUGUUGCUAUAGUGACAUGCAGUUAUAUAUUUUGUUUUUAAAAGGGGGGGAGCAAAAGAAACACCAGUGUUAGCUUAAUCUUAAUGUCUGGUGUUUGUCAUGGUGAAAUUAUAGCUAUUACAGUGUAGGAGAACAUCGACCAUGUUCUCUGAAUGAGCCUUUGUGCUUUUUGUCAUGUUAUGCAGUGAACUAUUUUUAAGGUCUAAUCAGUGAUUAUUUUUCCAACUCCGUGUUUCUCUAAGGAAUUAUUUCACACACGGACCAUUCUUAGCAGUUUUCCUCAGUGAUGGAAUAUCAUGAAUGUGAGUCAUUAUGUAGCUGUCGUACAUUGAGCAAAUAAACUUACAGAUCUGA
This is a messenger RNA of Artibeus jamaicensis (Jamaican fruit-eating bat), 3655 nucleotides long. It is a transcript of the gene YWHAG, whose product is annotated as tyrosine 3-monooxygenase/tryptophan 5-monooxygenase activation protein gamma. Gene Ontology annotation, molecular function: protein kinase C binding. Lineage: Eukaryota; Metazoa; Chordata; Mammalia; Chiroptera; Phyllostomidae. The record is from RefSeq and is a predicted model, not a curated record. The transcript has 2 exons. The coding region runs from base 213 to 956 and encodes 247 amino acids. Gene Ontology annotation, biological process: signal transduction. Gene Ontology annotation, cellular component: cytoplasm.